AUGUGGUCGAUUCUUGUCUUUCUAGUUUACGUGUUGACAACUACUGCUCAAAUAGUCAGACCCGGUGGAUGUCCAAAAGCUGUUACUCAAACCACGCUUGAUUUACCACAAUACCUAGGAAACUGGUAUGAAAUAUACAAAUUUUGGGCAAUUUUUGAAGUUGGACAAAAAUGUGUAGAAGCCCACUAUACACUGAAGGAUAACGGCCAUGUCAAAGUGGAAAACUCUGGUACCAGAUUUGGAAGCAAAGUUGAAGCAUUGGGUGAUCUUUAUAUGCCAGACUCUAACCGCCCUGCUAAUCUGAAAGUUAAGUUUGGUAACAGUGCUCCAUAUGGAGACUACUGGGUGUUGGAUACUGAUUAUAAAAACUAUACAUUGAUUUACUCAUGUGGUUCUUUACUUGGACCACUCGGACAUGUAGAGUCAGCGUGGAUAUUAGGUAGACAGAGGACUUUGGAACAAUCUAUUGUAGACAAACUUUUUGCUAAAGCCAAAUCUUUUGGAAUAAAUACAGACCAUUUUUCAAAGACCGAUCAAAGUGGUUGUUAAAAGACAUUAUUUCUUGUGAUAUUAUA
Mytilus californianus (California mussel) is the source of this 575-nucleotide messenger RNA. RefSeq names its product apolipoprotein D-like. The record is from RefSeq and is a predicted model, not a curated record. Gene Ontology annotation, biological process: tissue regeneration; brain development; lipid transport. NCBI's taxonomy places the organism in Eukaryota, Metazoa, Mollusca, Bivalvia, Mytilida, Mytilidae. Gene Ontology annotation, molecular function: lipid binding. The transcript is spliced from 4 exons. Bases 1 to 549 code for a protein of 182 amino acids.